AUUCUUUUUUUCGGUUUUCUAAGCCUCGGUUUCGGACUUCCUGCGACUGUGCUCUUCCUCUUCCUUCCACCGGAAAACCUCCUUUUCCCGCCGGAAAACCACAAUUAGACGGCGAGAAAUUGCUCUUUCUUGCCCAUUCCGUUCCUUGCUUUUGAAGGAACUGCUGAAUUUUUCUGUAGAUUCAUUGUUGAUGUAGAUAAAAGCGUCGGAUCUCGGUCUCUGAAGCAGUUAGUUUAUCAUUUUGCGGAAUGUGGCCUGUUGGUUCGUUGAAGAGGGUGUCAGCUUCGCCUUUCAUGGAGGAAAUCGUGUUUUAGGGCUGAUUUCGUGGUUUUUGCUUUCUUGGUUUGGUUUGGUGGCGAGGGAAGACACGACGGAGAGGUCAAGAGAAGACGUUCGGUAUGAGAUGGUGGAAGGAAGAGUUCGAUUGUCCAGAGAGGCAAAAAAUGGGUUAGAAAUUCUGAAGCGUAAAAGGCUCCAACAGCUAAAUUCAGGAAAUGCUCCUGAAGUUGCAAAUGUUACUAAUAUGAUGACUAGAAGUGGAGGAGAUGCUUUAAGAGCAUCUGCAUCAUGUGCGGUGAGAUUGCAUGGCAACCCAGAUGCAUUUUCUCGACCUGGUAAUGCAUCAAAAUGCAAAGUGAAUAAAUUUAACUCAACCAAUCUGGAAUGGACUGACAAAAUUCCAGAAUGCCCUGUAUAUUGUCCAACAAAAGAGGAGUUUGAGGAUCCUUUGAUUUAUCUGCACAAGAUUGCUCCUGAAGCUUCAAAAUAUGGCAUAUGCAAGAUUAUUUCCCCUUUGAAUGCUUCUGUUCCUGCGGGUGUUGUAUUGAUGAAGGAGAAAGCUGGUUUCAAGUUCAAAACUAGAGUGCAACCUCUUCGGUUUGCUGAGUGGGAUGCAGAUGACAAGAUCACUUUUCUAAUGAGUGGGAGAAAUUAUACAUUCCGUGAAUUCGAGAAAAUGGCAAACAAGGUGUUUGCUCGUAGAUAUUAUAGUGGUGGAUGCCUUCCUUCUUCAUAUCUGGAAAAGGAAUUUUGGCAUGAAAUAGCUUGUGGGAAGACAGAAACUGUUGAGUAUGCAUGCGAUAUUGAUGGUAGUGCUUUUUCAUCUUCUCCUAAUGAUGAGCUUGCAAAAAGCAAAUGGAACCUGAAGACACUUUCUCGGCUGCCCAAGUCUGUAUUGCGUCUUAUGGGAACUGCGAUUCCGGGAGUAACUGAUCCAAUGCUUUACAUUGGAAUGCUAUUCAGUAUGUUUGCAUGGCAUGUUGAAGACCAUUACUUGUAUAGCAUUAAUUAUCAUCACUGUGGAGCAUCAAAAACUUGGUAUGGUAUUCCAGGCCAUGCGGCUUUGGAUUUUGAAAAGGUUGUUAGGGAGUGCGUAUACACUCGUGAUACUCUAUCUGUUGAUGGAGAGGAUGGAGCAUUUGAUGUUCUUUUGGGAAAAACAACUAUGUUUCCUCCAAAUGUUCUGUUAGAACAUGAUGUUCCUGUUUACAAGGCUGUACAGAAGCCUGGGGAGUUUGUUAUCACCUUCCCUAGAGCAUAUCAUGCAGGAUUUAGUCAUGGUUUUAACUGUGGUGAGGCGGUGAAUUUUGCAAUUAGUGAUUGGUUCUCAUUAGGGGCAGUCGCUAGCCGACGUUAUGCACUUCUUGGCAGGGUGCCCCUCCUUCCUCAUGAGGAACUUCUAUGUAAGGAGGCUAUGCUUCUUAUGAAGAGUUCAUCAUUGGUGCUUCAAAUCAAAGAGCCAUCUUAUUCUUCGGCAGAUUUGGUUUCUCAUCGUUCCAUAAAAGUGUCUUUUGUGAACCUAAUGAGAUCCCUGCACCGCAUACGCUGGUCAUUAAUGAAAUCAAAAGCAUGUGUGGGUCUUUCUAAUAAUUCUCAGGGAACCAUCCUCUGUAGCCUUUGCAAACGUGGCUGCUAUGUGGCAUAUAUUGAUUGCAACUGUAGUUCACAUCCUGUUUGCCUUCGCCAUGACAUCACAUCACUCAGUUUCCCAUGUGGGAGCAGUUGCAUUCUUUCUGUAAGAGAGGAUAUUUUGUUAAUGGAAGCUGUAGCCCAGGCCUUUGAGCAGGAAGAAGGAAUACUAGAGGAGGCUCAAAAGCAAAUUAAAUAUGGGAGUGACUUUUAUCCCCAGUAUAGCUUGCUCUCUUGCAUUGAGGAUGAUGGAUAUGUUCCAUAUUGUGAGAUGAAAUUCGAAAUGGAGGCGAAAGAAUUUACCAAUAUUGAUGUUCCAGAUGCUUCUCUUUCUUCUGCUGCCUCAACUUUAUGUUCUUUUCUUGAUUCAGAACACCAAAGCCCUGCUUUUCUCAACAAUGAGCAUGUGAAUUCCAAUAGUACAAAUUUUGUUUCUUCUAAGGGUUUGGAAGAAAUAUCGGGCAGCAUACAUGAUCCACUAAUUGUCAGGGAUCAAUACAGUGAUGAUUCUGAUUCAGAAAUAUUCAGGGUUAAACGUAGAUCAUCAGUGAAAGUAAAGAAAAGAACUGUAAACAAUGUAAUGACCUCAAAGUUUUCUGAACAGCAGGGGCUUAAAAGGCUGAAGAGACUCCAACCUGAAGGAAGAUUUGGGCAAUCUUCAUCAUCUGACAGCUCUACAACUAAGACAGAGCAACAUGCUAGCGCCAGUGUUAAUUCUAAAGAAGUUUCAGGUCUUGGUCCCAAAAACAGGUUUGCUGGAGGAAAUAUUACUCCCAUCACUAUGAAGUUCAGACCGUUGCUGACAGAUUCAAAGAUGGUUUACAAGGAAGAUGCUGUGAGAGUGAAACCCGUAAAGAACGACUUUGAGGAUUAUAUUGGACAGACAAUGAGAGAACCACAAUCUAUUGAGAUUGGGCCAAAGCGUUUGAAAGUUAGAGGGCCAUCCUAUCCUUGUGGGGGAGAACCGGCUGGAUCAAGUAGUUGGUUGAAGGAGACUGAUGAGAAAUCCAGUGGGUCUGCAUUCUCGUAGAGCCUGACUUGCUAAUUCACUUGUCUAAUGGGGUUCUAACAACACGUAAAAGCCAAAAUUGACUCUGGGAGCAGCGAUAACUAUUAACAGGGUGAGUUUAGAAGGGAGAUUCAGAUUCUUUGUGCAGGCCUAAAAUUGUGGCGCUGGCACGCUUAGAUUGGGUUCUUGGCCAGGGUAUUUUUUUGUCUUUGGCAGGGAGCCUUUCCUACAGGCAAAGCAGAGCUGUUGGGUAGUUUCUAGUGUAAAUUUUGUUGAUCGGUCAAUUCUUUCGAGUGAAGUGGACUAUUUCCACCGUCUCAAAGGUCAGUAGUUUGUCCGCUGCUUCCCCUGGUUCUUUAUUCUUUAAUUGCAAUUGGUCAUUGUACCAUAAACUACAUGAAUAAAAGUUGAGAAAUUACUCUUCUCUCUUUAUCAA
Messenger RNA from Nelumbo nucifera (sacred lotus), 3353 nucleotides. RefSeq names its product lysine-specific demethylase JMJ13-like. The record is from RefSeq and is a predicted model, not a curated record. Lineage: Eukaryota; Viridiplantae; Streptophyta; Magnoliopsida; Proteales; Nelumbonaceae. Gene Ontology annotation, biological process: chromatin remodeling; regulation of gene expression. Gene Ontology annotation, molecular function: histone demethylase activity. Gene Ontology annotation, cellular component: chromatin; nucleus.